Mycetomoellerius zeteki is the source of this 3224-nucleotide messenger RNA. Its product is annotated as pyridoxal-dependent decarboxylase domain-containing protein 1. Gene Ontology annotation, biological process: carboxylic acid metabolic process. Lineage: Eukaryota; Metazoa; Arthropoda; Insecta; Hymenoptera; Formicidae. Gene Ontology annotation, cellular component: intracellular membrane-bounded organelle. The transcript has 10 exons. Gene Ontology annotation, molecular function: pyridoxal phosphate binding; carbon-carbon lyase activity. The record is from RefSeq and is a predicted model, not a curated record. The coding region runs from base 290 to 2716 and encodes 808 amino acids.
CGCGAAUUGAACGAAUGGCGCUGCGGCGGCCAUAUAUCGAUAAAGCAAGUACCGUCUCACACGUUCAUCGGGCCCCGUUUCUUCUCGCAUCUGUAAUUCUUGAUAAAUUUCGCAAAAAUUCUAGACAAUUUUAUUCCACUAUGCUCUACAUUCAUCUUAGCUGUGUGGGAGUGUCGGGAUAAAAUUCCCAUAUUCAAAUAUGCGGUCGAUCGAUCGUUAACCGGAACCCAAAUCGAGCCAACGUCGGUGGCGCGACGGGACGCUACUGUUGGCCACGACUACUGCCACGAUGGCCGAGGAGGCUGACACAAACGAUAACGCGACGAUGGAAAGUAUAGCGCAAAACAUAUCGGAGGUCGGUGGCACCGGUGACUGCGACGACGGUGGCGAUGGUUCGCCGAGUACGACGACGGGCGAGGUGGGUGCGUUGCAGUUCCAGGCGUCGCAGGUGAUCGCGCGGUUGGAGCGGGCGGUGGAACGGGCGGCCGACGGCGGCGGCACCACGUGGAACAACCCCUCAGGAUUCCUGACGCAGCCAAAGAAACCGGACGAAAUAUUGGUGUUGAUACAGGAUUUGGUAGUUUACGAGGAUGCUCCGCAUCCAGUCGAGACAGGAUUCACGGAUUCACCUAUCAGUCAGAUCACCCCUUUGCCAGCUCUAAGCGAAGCGGCGAAAUUGGCCUUAAUCACGCACACCGUUUCGGCUUACGCGGUAGCGCUACCGAAGCCACACGCGCAGAAGCUCGCGGGUCGUCUCGCGGCCGACACGACGAGAUGGCUCAGUCACAUCUUCCGUUUCGUGGACUGUGCGUCCUCCUUCCACGAAGAUCAUCUCGAGGGGCUGGUCAGGGUGACUCGACUCGCUCUACAUCGAAAAUACCCACGUUACAUGGAGGAGGGCUUCACCGCCCUAGUGUCUCAACUUCCUUUAAUUUACAGCUCCGUCGCUGCACCCAUGGGUGUCGUUCAGCAUCUGUGCAGACAGCUUUCCUUACCGCUUCAUUGCAUAAGACCAAUCCCGCAUAACACUAUGUUCGGUUCGAGGCAUACUAUGGAUGUCUCAGCGUUGGAACGACGCUUAGCAGAAGACACUCAAUCAAAUAAUGUAACGCCAUUGCUAGUCCUAGCCGAAGCCGGUUCGGUACUAACGGGCCAUUGCGACAAUAUCACGCGAUUACGAGCAAUAUGUGACAAAUAUAAUGUCUGGCUGCAUCUCAGAGGGCAUUCGCUAGCUGCGCUGGCGCUGAACAAUUCAGCGAAGGAUUUGCCGUCGAAAAUAGCGGACAGCAUUACAUUACCGCUCGGAACAUGGCUCGGUAUACCAUCGCUACCAGUGGUCACUUUGUACAGAUUAGCAGAUAUUAAAGGAGGAAGGCCCACUCCGAGAGAUACUACUCUAUCGUUAGUUUCAGGAUUGAUGGCGGAUUCCUUGUCGAGACGAUUACCGACUUUGCCUUUGUGGACUGUUUUACAGGCUUUGGGUCGAGACGGUGUACAUAGUAGAUUUAAAAGAUGUUUCUUGGCUGUGGAAGAGUUGUAUAAUAAAAUUAAAGGGUUCUCUUGUAUUAGAAUAGUGAGUCAACCGCCUGGCAGCGAAACGGAGUCCUACACCUUAAGUGAAUAUUUAGCAAAUCCCGUGAAUAAUUUACAAUUAUUUGAAGUAGUAGCCAACGCAUUAGUUUUCCAAUUCGUAUCUUCGAAUAGGGAUCUUCAAAUCACGGAUCGCGUGCUGCCUUAUUACGAUAAGUUGAAUUCCUGGUUGGGACAAAUUCUUCAGAGGGAUAUUGACAAUAUACAAAUAGAACUUUGUGAUAUAGAACAGUGCGGUAUCGCGAUUCGCAUUUGCCCAUUAGAGAAUCCUGAUCAACCGCCCACAAGCGAAGAUAUAGACAAUUUAGUAACUUUCCUUGAACAACAAAUAGAAAUAUUGCUGGCAACAGUGGAACAUAAAGACACCUUUUUACGUUUAGUCUCAGAAAAUGAUUCUUUACAUUUAGUGGAAAUGCCAGGUUGGGCUGGUCUAGGAGGUGUGCGUUAUGCUCCACCUACCUGGAUUCACGUUAUGACUGAUCAGGCAAAAGAAGAAUUGAAUAAACUGAAUACACAAUUGGUCGAAACUUUGCGCGGCACGGAUGCCGCAUUUUCCCUCGGGGAAGGCGCGGAUGGUUUAGCUUGCGUGCGAUUUGGCAUGGUAACACAAGAUACAGAUGUGGCUGAAUUGUUGUCUUUAGUCUUACAAGUUGGCCAGGAAGUGGAAGCUAGUUCUAAAAUGAUGGAUACUAUCUCCGAAGUAGUUAAGAGAGGUAUCGAAACGGCGCAAACAGAUCUAGAGAGGGAAAACGCAGAGAAACUAUGGCAGGAGGGUAUUCUCAGGCAUGUUCCCGUAGUAGGAACUUUCGUCAAUUGGUGGAGUCCCAUUUCGAAGGAAACAGGUGUCCGCGGCCGCAGUCUAAACUUGCAAGCUGGUGUCGUAGAGAGUACGGAAAAUAUCUACAAGUACCACAUGCAGCUGCAACCUAAUUUCACAAACAGUAAUGGUUCUGGCGCCAGAACUCCGCCUCAGCCUUUAGUGCAAACGCCAGUUGGUGCUAACAGUCAAAGCCACAGUCGAUCGUCGAGUCAUUCUAGCCUGCAAAGUGGUAAGAAUGUACCUUUAAUAAGCAAUGUCAGUUCCCAGCUGCAAGUAAAGGAAGAAUGCACGCAAACGAAGUCGUAGUAAACAUUGUACUACUUUCGAUAAAUCAACGACACAUCGUUUCAAGUUGUUAAACUUGGAAUAAAAAUGCUUUCUGAAACGCUAAAACGUUCCCUCUAGGAGGUGCAGUCUUUAGCGAAAUAUUAAACCGUAACUUGUAUAACUUAUCGAUUGGGUUAAAUAGAACGAGAUGCGUGUAACGGUUUAAUUUUAUCCUGCUACUGAUACUUCUGACUGGCUGUUUCUCGCCGAAGAUAUUUCUUGCUUUUACGUAUAUAAAUAAUACCUUCGCAAACAUUUUCCGCAAAUUUCGUAAACUUUCUUUAUUAUUCGUGUUAUUAAGCGAGCAUGACUUAAUCAUGGGGUGGUCCAUGUACUUACUAGAUACCACAUAGCAGCCUCGCUCUUAUAAUAAAUUCAUAAGUUUUACUGAAAUACCUCUUGUGGGCACAAUGGCCAGAAUAACAUAAUUUUCUCUUUUUCUCAUAUUUUAUUAAUACCAAUUCGAUAGCUAAUCUAUAGAAGAAUA